AGCCUCAUGGGGAUGAGAACCCCCUGAUGCCUGACGCGGGGCGCCGACACCUCACGUUGGGCGAUGCUCUCUGCUCUCGAGGGCAGAUGGCUGAUGGAAGACGGUGAAGGCAAUACCACCUUCGCUGUGAUCUCAGCCACCGGGGAUGUGAGCUUUGUAGAAGAUCCGGAAGCCACCAUGCGGAUUCAGACAGGUGAGUCGACCGACGCGCCGUUUGUCAUGGUCUCCAACGAGGGUGAGGAGCUAUGUCAAGGGAAGCUGGUGGAGACAGCGGAUGGACCGACCUUAGAGUUGGAAGGUCAAGAAGGAACAGAGACUUGGCGCAAGAUCAAGCCUGAAGCCCCCAAAGUGGUCUCCAGAAAGAAAGGUGGCUUGCCAAGGAUCUUUACCAAAGAAGGCCAACAGGGAUCUAACCAGCCGGAGCAGCCAGAGCAGCCGCCGCCAGAGUAGCUUGGCUUGGAGGUGGCAUUUGCUGAGCGUGGGAAUGGGCGAGCCAACGCACUCCCAGGUCAUGUAUUGUGAUUUCUGUUUUCUUGUUAUAUAUCCAUAGAUGAAUUCCGCUCCAUAGAUUCCAUGCGUAGAUAAAGCUCUUGCUUUGGAAGAGCAGCAAACUGCUCCGUGGCUGGCUGCUGUUUCACCCAUCGAGGUUCACACCGGUAGCGCCUUUGAGAGGUCAGAGUAGUAACGAGAGAAGUCUGAAAUUGCUCCGCAUAUGCUGAGCAAGCAGCUUUUGGUUUUCCUGG
Molecule: messenger RNA, 743 nt
Organism: Durusdinium trenchii
Lineage: Eukaryota; Dinophyceae; Suessiales; Symbiodiniaceae
Source: the annotation of a GenBank genome assembly